CGUCGGUGGCUGGGGCGGCUGAGGCAGCUGAGGUGGCUGAGGUGGCCGCUAAGGCGCGGCCGGGAUGGCGAAGAGCCCUGGAGAGAAUGGGCCGUGCUCGCCCGCGGCCGGAGGAAGCCUGUCAGGGACCCGGGAGAGCCUGUCCCCGGGCCCAGACGCGGUAGCCUCCGAUGAGCUCAGUUCUCUCGGCUCGGACUCGGAGGCCAACGGUUUCGCCGAGCGCCGCAUCGACAAGUUCGGCUUCAUAGUGGGCUCGCAGGGCGCCGAGGGCGCGCUGGAGGAAGUCCCCCUGGAGGUGCUGAGGCAGAGGGAGUCCAAGUGGCUGGACAUGCUCAACAACUGGGACAAGUGGAUGGCCAAGAAGCACAAAAAGAUCCGUCUGCGGUGCCAGAAGGGUAUCCCACCUUCUCUGCGGGGCCGUGCUUGGCAGUACCUGUCAGGAGGCAAGGUGAAGCUACAGCAGAACCCUGGGAAGUUUGAUGAGCUGGAUAUGUCCCCUGGGGACGCCAAGUGGCUGGACGUGAUUGAGCGUGACCUGCACCGGCAGUUCCCUUUCCAUGAGAUGUUUGUGUCCCGGGGGGGCCAUGGCCAGCAGGACCUAUUCCGUGUGCUGAAGGCCUACACGCUGUACCGACCUGAGGAAGGCUACUGCCAGGCCCAGGCACCCAUUGCUGCUGUUCUUCUCAUGCACAUGCCUGCUGAGCAAGCGUUCUGGUGCUUGGUGCAGAUCUGUGAGAAGUACCUGCCUGGCUACUACAGUGAGAAACUGGAGGCAAUCCAGCUGGAUGGGGAGAUCCUCUUCUCACUGCUGCAGAAGGUGUCGCCCGUGGCCCACAAGCACCUCAGCCGGCAGAAGAUUGACCCUCUGCUCUACAUGACAGAGUGGUUCAUGUGUGCGUUUGCCCGCACCCUGCCCUGGAGCUCUGUGCUGCGGGUCUGGGACAUGUUCUUCUGCGAAGGAGUCAAGAUCAUCUUCCGGGUGGGGUUGGUGCUGCUGAAGCAAGCGCUGGGCUCCCCGGAGAAGCUCAAGGCCUGCCAGGGCCAGUAUGAGACUAUCGAGCGGCUGCGAAGCCUCAGUCCCAAGAUCAUGCAGGAAGCCUUUCUGGUCCAGGAGGUGGUGGAGUUGCCAGUGACAGAGCGCCAGAUUGAGCGUGAGCACCUCAUCCAGCUACGGCGCUGGCAGGAGACCCGGGGUGAACUGCAGUGCCGCCCCCCGCCUAGGCUGCAUGGUGCCAAGGCCAUCCUGGAGGCGGAGCCAGGCCCCCGACCCACUCUGCAACCUUCACCGUCUAUCCGCCUGCCCCCAGAUGCCCUGGUCCCUGGCUCCAAAGGCAAACCAAAGCCAUCCAAGCAGAUUCAGAAGGAGCAGAAGGAGCAGCAGAAUCAGGAGACGGCGAUUAGGCAGCUGGACAAGACCCCAGUGCCAACUCAAGCCAAGGUGGCAGCUGCUGCAGGAGACGCAUGUCCCCCACAGGAUGUGCCCCUGAAGGACCCAGUCCACCCAGCCCCAGCCCCUCGGGACCCAGCUCCCCUGGAUUCAGCCCACCACCGCUCCCAGGAGAGUCUGACGUCACAGGAGAGUGAAGACACCUACUUGUAACCCUGGCAUCUCAGGCCUCCAGGGCGGGGUCUCCACACACCUCCAUGGUUCAUGGACUGACACUCCAGGGCCUGCCCACCCUCUGAGGGCUCAGCUGCCUAACCACUGGGUACAGAGAGUCUGGCUGGCCCAGCACAGAUUCUGCCUGAGACUCCUUAUUUAUUUUUUCCAGAGUGGAGCUCAGGCCACCCCAGCUGGGGCAGGCAGAAGUGAGGGCCUCCUCCUAGGGGGAGUCCUCUUGUUCCCCUGGACUGGGGCACUGACAUUAAGGGAGUGGGUGGGGUGUUCUUUGUGUAAAAUACAAACAUGGGUUUUUUGUACAGAAAUAAACAGGCUUGUGUAGA
Molecule: messenger RNA, 1944 nt
Organism: Artibeus jamaicensis (Jamaican fruit-eating bat)
Lineage: Eukaryota; Metazoa; Chordata; Mammalia; Chiroptera; Phyllostomidae
Gene: TBC1D10A
Product: TBC1 domain family member 10A
Exons: 9
Coding region: 65-1600 (511 amino acids)
Source: RefSeq, a predicted model, not a curated record